Messenger RNA from Coregonus sp. 'balchen', 8687 nucleotides. NCBI's taxonomy places the organism in Eukaryota, Metazoa, Chordata, Actinopteri, Salmoniformes, Salmonidae. The record is from the annotation of a GenBank genome assembly.
ACACACACACACACACAGCUGAACACACUGUUGUCUCGUCCGGUCUGUGUUUCCGUCUUAUUGGAGAUUUUUCAGAUCCACCACCACUACCAUGCUCUCUGUGUCCAAUUUGAAGUCUACAGUCAGCCCAUGUUACUUUCUCCUCUGUGCUGCACUGUGUUUGCUCCUACUCUGGUAAGACCUUCAUUCAGUCUGUGUGUGUGUGGAAGAUAGAGAUUCAAGGGCAAUGGCUGUCCUCUACAAACGUCAAUACUCUAUACAGUAGCCAGACAAUGUAUGAUUUAGUGUGAGGUUCAUUGCAGUACACUUACUCCUGAUGGUUAAGGUUUUUGAUUGAAGCCUUGUACAAUGGGAGGAAAUUUAAAUUGUCGACUGUUUAAAUCAAUGCAAAAGUCGAUCGAGAAUAGAAAAUGGUGUGUGUGUGCGCGCAUUGACGUGAAUAACUAUUACUAGUAAACAAACAAAAAUGUGACCAACUGGGGACAUUUUGUUGGUCCCCACAAGGUCAAAUGCUAUUUCUAGGGGGUUUAGGGUUAAGGUUAGAAUUAGUGUUAGGGUUAGAAUUAGGGUUAGGAGCAAGGGUUAGUUUUAGGGUUGUGGUUAGGAGCUAGGGUUAGGUUGAAGGUUAAGGUUAGGUUUUCGGGUUAAGGUUAGGGUUAAGGUUAGGGUAAGAGUUAAGGUCAGGGUUAGGGAAAAUAGGAUUUUGAAUGGAACUGGAUUGUGUGUCCCCACAAGGUGUGCAUGUAUGUGUGUGUGUGUGUGUGCGUGUGCAUAUUUCUUCAAAGAAGUCCAGCUUUUUUAAACCAUAAUGAUUUUCUAUCAAAUCAACACACAGAUGAUUCCUCCCCUGUCUCACCCUGCUUGACUAAUAUAAGAGGCUGAUGCACUGCGGUGAGCUGUGAGUUAUGGUGACCUAUGUUUCAGUGAUGUUGCCAUAGCCGGCAGUGGCGAGGAGCCCAGUGGCGUCCGUGAGGCUCGUUCUGUGGGGACUCAGGUCCCCGUUCAGCCAGUGGACUGUGUACAAUCAGAGUGGACCCCCUGGACGCGCUGCGAUGUCUGCAGGAAGAAAAGGGUGAAUAUUAGCAGGAGGAGGAAGAGGAGGAAAUGGAUGAUGAUGAUUACGAGGAGGAGGAGGAGGAGGAGGAGGAUGUAGAUAAAACCUGUUAGUGGAGAGGAUACUGUAAGUGGCACAGGUUGCUGUUUGUAAUCCACUUUACAUGGAGAAAGACAAGGGGAGUAGCUGACCUUGACAAGAGAGUGCAAAGAUCUUUCUAAUAUAAUAACGGACAUGGGAUGUACUUCACAUUCUGUGCUCAGAUUGGGUAAUGCAGCCUUCUGUGACAAAAUAGCUUUACAGUAAGUAGGUAAAGAUUUGUUGUACUGUAGCACUCAAAUUGUUUUCAAUUGUCUUUUAUUCUCUCUCUCCCUCCCUCCCGACCCUCCCCCUCUCCAUUGCCCUCCCCCCAGUAUCGUUAUGCUAAGCUUGUCCAGCCAUCUCAGUUUGGCGGAGAGCCCUGUCAUGUCCAGGGCAAAGAGGUGGAGACCUGUAGCCCUCCAUCUCACCACAACUGUAGACCUGAAGAAACACCUCUGUGUGAAGGCUUCCUCUGCACUUACACAGGUAUUCUUUCCACACAAUCCACCAAUUUAACUCUAACGUUAACCCUGAUUUGAAUAAUCCUAACCACUGGUAUUCUCUCCGCUGAUCUCAAAACUAUAUGCCUGCUAUUUCUACACUGCUUAGUCCAAUGCAUGUCUUCUAGAUGUCUGUGUAGAAGUAAAUAAAAAUAAAUAAAAAGGGCUGCAUAUUAAAUGAAAAGUUUUACUCCACAUAGUGCACUGCCAGUAUAGGGCUCUGAACAAAACUAGUGGACUACAUAGGGAAUAGGGUGUGAUUUGAGAUGUGACCUGUAUGUCUUCCCAGGGCGCUGUGUGCCUAUAGACCUGCGCUGUAACGGGGAUGAUGACUGUGGGGACCGGUCAGAUGAGAAGGGCUGUCAGAAGGUGAACAAGGCCUGCAAGCAGGAGGUACAGGAGUACUAUGGCAUCGAGAACCUGGCCAAAGGGUGAGGCGUACACAAAUUCCAGUUUUUUACACAAAUCGUCCAUUGACAUCAGUGCAUGAAUUACAUGAAAGUUAAUCCCUUUCUCUCUCUUGUAGAAUCAACAUACUGAACAGUAACUUAGAAGGAGUGGUUAUUGACAACAGAUACUACGCAGGCAGUUGCUUGCCUCACUACAUCCAGGACGUCAGGUUCAGGAAGCCGUAUAACCUGCAACAGUACACAAUAGAGGUAGGAAGCCUUAUAACCUGCAGCAGUACACAAUAGAGGUAGGAAGCCUUAUAACCUGCAGCAGUACACAAUAGAGGUAGGAAGCCUUAUAACCUGCAGCAGUACACAAUAGAGGUAGGAAGCCUUAUAACCUGCAGCAGUACACACUGGAGGUAGGAAGCCUUAUAACCUGCAGCAGUACACACUGGAGGUAGGAAGCCUUAUAACCUGCAGCAGUACACACUGGAGGUAGGAAGCCGUAUAACCUGCAGCAGUACACACUGGAGGUAGGAAGCCUUAUAACCUGCAGCAGUACACACUGGAGGUAGGAAGCCGUAUAACCUGCAGCAGUACACACUGGAGGUAGGAAGCCUUAUAACCUACAGCAGUACACACUGGAGGUAGGAAGCCUUAUAACCUGCAGCAGUACACACUGGAGGUAGGAAGCCUUAUAACCUGCAGCAGUACACACUGGAGGUAGGAAGCCUUAUAACCUGCAGCAGUACACACUGGAGGUAGGAAGCCUUAUAACCUGCAGCAGUACACACUGGAGGUAGGAAGCCUUAUAACCUGCAGCAGUACACACUGGAGGUAGGAAGCCUUAUAACCUACAGCAGUACACACGGGAGGUAGGAAGCCUUAUAACCUGCAGCAGUACACACUGGAGGUAGGAAGCCUUAUAACCUGCAGCAGUACACACUGGAGGUAGGAAGCCGUAUAACCUGCAGCAGUACACACUGGAGGUAGGAAGCCUUAUAACCUACAGCAGUACACAAUGGAGGUAGGAAGCCUUAUAACCUGCAGCAGUACACACUGGAGGUAAUAAGGGCCCUAUUCGAAUACUCUUAAAAUGCAUUGUUCCUUCUUUUACAGUACCACAUUUCCAAUGAUUAAUAUGACUGGACAAUACAGAUAUGUUGUCUCAGCAAUAUGUUUCAUAAUUUCAGGUGUUUUAAGAGCAGUACAGAGGAAACAUUUAUUAAUAACUGGGUUGGUGCUACAGUACGUGUGUGACUGUGACCUGUAGUGAAUGUAAACAUUACUUUUCUCUUGUUUGUCCUCCACAGACAAAAGGCACAUACGACUUCAAGCUGCAGUCUUUCUCGUCAUACUCUGAGUUUGUCGAUUACUCCAUGACGGAGCGCACUUCCAAGACCACGGUGUCCAUUGGCUUUGCUGUGCCGGGCGUGGCCGAGUUCGGCUUCAACUACGCUGACUCCAAAUACUCCAAGUCAGAGAAAAGAACACGCCGCGCCUCUGGGAAGGUGAGAGUUGUUCAUCAGGGGUCUGCUCAGAAGAGAGCAUCGUUACAGAAUGGUCCGAUAGAAGUGUAUUGUGUAGAACAGACAUGAUUGUCUGUCAUGUACAAUAGAGAACUGAGUCCCCUCUAUUUAUCACAUUUCUAUAUGCAACGUUCUGAACAACACAAAGGCACAAUUCACCCCAAAAUCAAUGUUUUGGGUCAUUCACAUUCAGUAACCAAGCCCUCCUGACACACACCUUUUCCCACCACCCCUCCCCAGGAAAACAGCUUUGUCCGGGCCAAGGCAGAGCUGGAACUGGCCCGAUACAUCCUGAAGUCAGAGGAUCUGAUGCUGCACCCGGAGUUCUUCAUGCGUCUUCGUGCCCUGCCCCAGUCCUACAACUAUGGGGAGUACAGACAGAUCUACAGAGACUAUGGCACCCACUACAUCACAGAGGCUACCCUGGGAGGAGACUACGAACACACCGUCAUCCUGGACAAGAAGAAGCUGGAGAAGUCAGGUGACUGAUAAUGCUUUGCUAUUCCAUGGAAAGAGGCUACUGCACUACGGGGCCAUAGGGUUACGUUCCAUUUCACAGCAGCUACCCAUGGACAAUUGAAGUAAAGUACUAUAUCACAAUGGUAGUAGUAAUGCUCUCCUAUAUCUCCACUCCCAUUUUAGAUUAUUCUCUGGAAGCCUACAAGAACUGUGUUCAGAUAGGUCUGAAGGUGGGGGCCAACAUCAAGGGGGUGUAUGUGACUGUGGGGAUCGACGGAGGUGGUUGUGAUGGUGUGCUCAACGAAAUGGGAGGUGAGGAGUGGAUCUAGAUCACUGGCAACACGGGCAUUCUCUCUUUCUGUCUCGUACUGUAGAAUAAAUAGAUUUUCUCUCCUCUCUCUCAUCUCCCCUCUCCCUCCCCCUCCUCUAGAGGACACAGUGAAAGGCAGCAUGGUGGAAGACUUUGUCGCGGUGGUUAGAGGGGGUGACAGUGAGUCCAUCACCGCGCUGGCUGAAAAGAAGCUGCCCACACCACAACUGAUGAGACUGUGGGGAGAAGCCGUGCAUUACAACCCUGACUUCAUCCGCAGCGUGGUGGGAAUACUGUCUCUCUCUCCGUUCUCUUUUCUCGCCAUUUAUCUCGGUCUCUUUUGUAUACAGUCUAAAGUCUGCAUAAACACUACAGUGAAUACAGUAGUAUUUACUGCAGUGUUGCGAACAUGACUGUAGUAUACUGUAGUAUUUACAGUUUACUAUAGUAUAUUGUAAAUACUGUAGUACUUUUUGUUGUUGUUGUAUAUACUAUAGUAUUUACUGUAGUGUUUACGCUGUAGUAUUUACUGUAGUGUUUUUGCAGACAUUACUGUAGUAUUUACUAUAGUGUUUUCGUUUUAUUAUCUUUGGCAAAACUGUGGGGGCUUUGUCCUUAAAGAAAACUACUGUACAAAAUACUCAAAGAGCAAAUGUUCUAUUACCUGUAGGUAAGUAAGUAGGUAGGUAGGUAGAACUAAGGUCUAAAUGGAUAGUUCAGAGCUUCAGUUCUUUUCUAUAACCUGUAGGGAACACAAUAUAUGGUCAAUACUUAUCUACUUGUCACGCUCGUCUACGAGAGAGGACCAAUGCGCAGCGUUGAAGGUGAACAUAAUAUAUAUUUAUUAACUGAUCACACGAUCAAAACAAUAACCAACGAUGCGUGACGUCUAAGGUUACAACACAAACAAACCUUAACAGAACAAGAAACCACAACACAAAGUGAAAAGACCGAUAGUUAAAUAUGGCUCCCAAUCAGAGACAACCAGCUGACACUCGUUGCCUCUGAUUGGGAGUCACUCAGGCCAACAUAGAUAUACAAACAUAGACUUACACACCCUGGCUCAACAUAACAUAGUCCCCAGAGCCAGGGCGUGACAGUACCCCCCCCCAAAGGCGCGGACUCCGGCCGCGCCAAACAACCACAACAGGGGAGGGACCGGGUGGGCACUCCGCCUCGGCGGCGGAUCCGGCUCCGGACAUGACCCAGGCACGGGUUGUGCUGGACUGACGACGCACACCCCUGGCUUGAUGCGUGGAGGAGGAACGGGCCUUACCAGGCUGACGACGCACACCGUAGGCCUGGUGCGUGGAGCAGGGACAGGCCGGACUGGGCUGACGAAGCACACCACUGACUUGGUGCGGGGAGCAGGAACGGGCCGGACCGGGCUGACGAAGCGCACCCCUGACUUGGUGCGGGGAGCAGGAACGGGCCGGACCGGGCUGACGAAGCGCACCCCUGACUUGGUGCGGGGAGCAGGAAUGAGCCGGACCGGGCUGACGACGCGCACCACUGACCUGGUGCGGGGAGCUUGGCUGGGCCGGACUGGGCUGGCGACGCGCACCACAGACUUGGUGCGGAGAGCAGGAACGAGCCGGACAGGGCUGACGAAACGCACCACAGACCUGGUGCGGAGAGCAGGCACGGGCCGUGCCGGACUAACGACGCACACCACUGGCUUGGUGCGGGGAGCUUGGAUGGGCCGGACUGGGCUGGCGACGCGCACCACAGACUUGGUGCGGAGAGCAGGAACGGGCCAGACAGGGCUGACGAAACGCACCACAGACCUGGUGCGGAGAGCAGGCACGGGCCGUGCCGGACUGACGACGCACACCACUGGCUUGGUGCGGGGAGCUUGGAUGGGCCGGACAGGGCUGACGAAACGCACCACAGACCUGGUGCGGAGAGCAGGCACGGGCCGUGCCGGACUGACGACGCACACCACUGGCUUGGUGCGGGGAGCUUGGAUGGGCCGGACUGGGCUGGCGACGCGCACCACAGACUUGGUGCGGAGAGCAGGAAUGAGCCGGACCGGGCUGACGAUGUGCACCCCUGUCUUGGUGCGGGGAGCAGGAAUAGACCGGACCGUACUGGGGACACACACCACUGGCCCUACACCGGGAUCUGGAACGGGCCGGACCGGACUGGCAACACACGCCAGUACCUCUCGCCGUGCCUCUACAUCCUCCAUCCCCUCUUCGACCAGUGGCCCCCGUAACCUGGCGGCCUCCUCUGGCAACCCACUGGGCCGCUCUAUCGCGGCCUCCUGCUGGUCCGACGUCGUGAGCCCCCCCCUAAAAAAAUUUCUGGGAGUCUCUCUUCCCCGUGGGCCAGGCCUCGAUAAUUCUCGCCCACCUCUCGCUCCUCUGCUUCCAAUCUCCGUCAUUCAGCUCCUCAUUCGGCUUGACCCAGUCGAAGCUCUGCCUCCACUGUUGCCAAGUCCACCUACUCUGCUCCUCACUAGGCUGCUUGGUCCAGUUCAGGUGGUUUCUUCUGUCACGAUCGUCUAAUGAGGGAGGACCAAUGCGCAGCGUUGAAGGUGAACAUAAUAUAUAUUUAUUAACUGAUCACACGAUCAAAACAAUAACCAACGAUGCGUGACGUCUAAGGUUACAACACGAACAAACCUUAACGGAACAAGAAACCACAACACAAAGUGAAAAGACCGAUAGUUAAAUAUGGCUCCCAAUCAGAGACAACCAGCUGACACUCGUUGCCUCUGAUUGGGAGUCACUCAGGCCAACAUAGAUAUACAAACAUAGACUUACACACCCUGGCUCAACAUAACAUAGUCCCCAGAGCCAGGGCGUGACACUACUUUCACUUAUGGGUGGCACAAUUUGGGAUUUGGGGGAGGGGAAUGGGCAGGGUAUAUGCAAAUUAAAUACUGUAGUGUAGUAUAUACUAUAGUAAUUAGUGUAGUGUUUUUGAGGACUGUAGUGUUUUUGAGGACAUUACUGUAGUAUUUACUGUACUGUUUUUGCAUACUGUAGUGUUUUUGCGGACAAUACUAUAGUAUUUACUGUUUUGUUUUUGCAAUCUGUAGUAUAAUGUAGUAUUUAGCAUAGUAUACUACAAAAUUAUAUAGUAAGUACUACACAUGAGUGAGGUAUACUACAGUGUGUAGUAUAGUAUUCUACAAUAUACUAUAGUUUACUACAUAAUUCUAUAGAAAGUACUGUAGUAUUCCAUAGUACACUUCAGUAUUUUUUCAUGUGGGCAUCUCCUUUUCUCUUCUCUUUCACUUAUCUGUAGCAUGCUGGGACUCUUGUCCUUUCUGUUUAUCUCACUCACUGUUUUACUCUUUAUUUUCUAUCUCUCUUCAUGCCCCUCUCUCUCUGCUGCUGCAUCUGGAUGAAUCCCUGGGUGGAGCAGCACAGCUCUGGAGUCGUGCUCUCUCUCUCCCACUCUCUCUUCAUCCCCUUCUGUCUCUCUUUAUGCCUCUCUCUCUCUCUUUAUGCCUCUCUCUCUCUCUUUAUGCCUCUCUCUCUCUCUUUAUGCCUCUCUCUCUCUCUUUAUGCCCCUCUCUCUCUCUCUCUCAGAUUUCCCAAAGGUUUCUCUAUAGGUGUCCUCUACCAGUCUGUCAGACUCCAGCCCUGAGCUGGUUGUGAUGAUGUUAAAGUAUUGUUGUUGUUGUCUGUGUGACAGACGCGGCCACUAUAUGAGCUGGUGACCUCCAGAGACUUCUCCAACGCUAACUCCCUGAAGAAGAACCUGAGGAGAGCCCUGGCUGAAUACCUGGAGGAGAGCAGCUCUUGCCGCUGUGCCCCCUGCCACAACAACGGACUGGCUGUUCUCAAAGGUAAACACCCUCCCUCCAGCCCCCUGCUUAAAGGACUCCCUCCCCGAUCCAUCUCUACUUGGUAGAUUUAUAAAACUAUGAAAGAUGAUAGUGAUGCUGAGGAUGAAGAUCAUCACAAUGAUAACAAAGUCUUUCUCUACCCCCUCAGGCACUAGGUGUGAGUGUGUGUGUCCAUCUGGCUACAGUGGACUGGGUUGUGAGAUCACCCAACGACCAGGUCACCCUCUUAAUAAAAACACAAACCUACACAAUAAAGCCUUCACCUGUAGCUUUAACAUCUAUUUAAUUUCCACAAUAUUGCCAUUUCCAUGCUAUUGGGGAGGUUUAACCUUUUGAGCUUUGUCCCUAACAGAUAUAGCCAUAGACGGCAGCUGGAGCUGCUGGGGUUCGUGGUCGCCCUGCAAGGAGAGGACUAAGACACGGAGCCGCCAGUGUAACAACCCUGCACCUAGCAGCAGAGGCAUGACCUGCAGAGGACUCCAGGUGGACGCUACUGACUGUUUCUGAUAUUGUCCUGGACUCUUGAUUGAAAUAAAGAUAAUUCAUGUCACCUUUGGAAA